Messenger RNA from Arabidopsis lyrata subsp. lyrata, 1371 nucleotides. Its product is annotated as thylakoidal processing peptidase 1, chloroplastic. Gene Ontology annotation, biological process: thylakoid membrane organization. The record is from RefSeq and is a predicted model, not a curated record. Lineage: Eukaryota; Viridiplantae; Streptophyta; Magnoliopsida; Brassicales; Brassicaceae. Gene Ontology annotation, molecular function: serine-type endopeptidase activity. Bases 1 to 1020 code for a protein of 339 amino acids. Gene Ontology annotation, cellular component: chloroplast thylakoid membrane. The transcript has 6 exons.
AUGGCGAUUAGAAUUACUUUCACUUAUUCCACUCAUGUUGCUCGGAAUCUCGUCGGGAUCCGUCCCGGCGGUGAUCUCCGAUGCUGCUUUGAGUCCUUUGUUCGUCCUAGAUUCUUCACCCACAAGCGUGAUUUUGAUAAAUCUUCUCGGUAUCGACCUCCAUCGAUGUAUGGUAGCAUCGCGAAGGAGCUCAUCGGAGAAGGAAGUCAAAACCCGCUUGUCAUGGGUUUGAUCUCGAUCUUGAGGUCAACGUCGGUUCCUGAAUCGUCAACGACGAUGAAUGUUUUGGGGGUUUCAUCUUUCAAGGCUUCUUCUAUUAUUCCGUUUCUUCAAGGAUCGAAAUGGAUGAAGAAUCCGCCGGAAGUUGAUGAUGUGGACAAAGGAGGAACGUUGUGUGAUGAUGAUGAUGAUAAGGAAUCGAGGAGUGGAGGAAGUGGAUGGGUUAAUAAGCUUUUGAAUAUUUGUUCUGAGGAUGCAAAGGCUGCUUUCACGGCGGUUACUGUCUCUAUCCUUUUCCGAUCGGCUCUUGCGGAGCCAAAGUCUAUUCCUUCAACGUCUAUGUACCCUACCUUGGAUGUCGGUGAUCGCGUUAUGGCGGAGAAGGUCUCGUACUUUUUCAGGAAGCCAGAGGUUUCAGAUAUAGUGAUCUUCAAGGCUCCUCCAAUCUUGCUGGAUUAUGAUUACAGUUCCAAUGAUGUAUUCAUAAAGAGGAUAGUGGCAAGUGAAGGUAACUGGGUUGAAGUUCGUGAUGGGAAGCUCUUGGUGAAUGACAUUGUGCAAGAAGAAGAUUUUGUCUUAGAGCCAAUGUCAUAUGAAAUGGAACCAAUGUUUGUCCCCAAAGGUUAUGUCUUUGUCCUUGGUGACAACCGCAACAAAAGCUUUGACUCUCAUAACUGGGGUCCACUUCCAAUAGAGAACAUCGUUGGAAGAUCUGUGUUCCGGUACUGGCCACCGAGCAAAGUAUCAGACACCAUAUACCACGACCAAGCUAUCCCAAAGGGACCUGUUGCAGUUUCAUGACAAAAUAAAGUUGGAUGCUUAUUAGGAUUAAAGCACAAGAUUGUGCAAAACCAGUCUGGUCAGAACUGGGCAGGCUUGGAAUUGUAACUCGGAAAGUUAUGAUAUCUGCGGAUACAUACUGUAUCGACAUCUGGUUCUUAGCUGAUGGUGGGGAAGCCGGAGAUGUUAUGUGUACAAAAGGAAUGGAAGAUGCAAAGAAAAGAAAAGGAUUUACUGUGAUUGUUGGUAAACAAAAGUGUAAUUUUUUGUUUUGUUUUGAGUUUCUAUUAUUAAAGAAUCGUGUAAACCUCCUUUUGUGUUGUUGUAUGAAACUUGGGAUAUUGUUAUAUUAAUGUUUUGGCAACUCAAUUA